Messenger RNA from Dinoponera quadriceps, 3018 nucleotides. RefSeq names its product dolichyl-diphosphooligosaccharide--protein glycosyltransferase subunit 2 (gene OstDelta). The record is from RefSeq and is a predicted model, not a curated record. Gene Ontology annotation, biological process: protein N-linked glycosylation. Gene Ontology annotation, cellular component: oligosaccharyltransferase complex; membrane. The transcript is spliced from 12 exons. Bases 1 to 2328 code for a protein of 775 amino acids. NCBI's taxonomy places the organism in Eukaryota, Metazoa, Arthropoda, Insecta, Hymenoptera, Formicidae.
AUGAUCGAUGACUGCGAAUCAUCAUCGUGUGGCAUUUGCUUGUAUCGAAUGAACGAAUAUUCUUUAGGCUUGGUCACCUUCCCGCAAUGCAUCUCUGAAAAAUGCACGUUCGGUGCACCUUCGACGUCGAACGUCGGAUGCGUCUUUUGCGGAAUUUUCAAAUCAGGCAAUGCCCGUCCGAUCCGCGCGAGUCGCCGGUGUCGCCGGGUGCUUCCGCUCUCGUGGAGCCACGGCACUUCCGGGCCGGCCGAGUCGUCACUAUCGUCCAUUUUUCCUGACACGCGCAAUGAGGAAGGUAAGGCCAUUUUGUCUGGAGGUUCGACGUGGCGGCCGGAUCGAGAGGCGUCCCGAGGAUCGACGAUGGUUAUCCUAACCGUGCUACCGCUGGUGCUGGUGGCAUUAGGCGUGUAUUCCACGCAUGCCGAAGUCUCGUCAUCAACGAAUUCGUACUUGUCGGUAGCUGAUAAGGCUCGUUUGAAGAGCAUCCUUGAGCCGGGAUUCCAGUCACAAGAUGUGCCCACUGUAUAUUACGCCGUUAGCGGGUACAAGCUUCUUGGAGAAGCGAUACCAAAAACCGAUGCUAUUUGCAAGUAUCUGAUAAAGUCCAAUGAGGAAAAUAUUACUCCUGAAACAGCGUUCUAUCUCGCCUCUACAUGGAAAACUAUUGCAAGCUGUCCUGACUUUCCUACAGGUGCUUUGACAAAGGUAUUGACGAGUAUUGUACAGAAGGAUACUUCCACGCUGCCUGAUUUGUAUUACGCGGUGAGUGGCUUAACGGCUUUGUCACAGAAGGUACCCGCUGCCAGAGUCGAAAAGUUGGUCAAAUUAAUACAGGCGGCCUUGCGAAAGGAUGAUAGUCUGUGGAACUUGGGCUACACAUUCCACAUUGCCGCAGACAUAGGCGCUCCAGCUGCAUUUGCUUUCGACCGCAUUGAGGAUGCUGUAGUGCAAGCCGACGAAGUGGAUGGCCAAUACUUGCAAUUCGAGGGUGGCCUUUCCAUCACAAGCUUCCUCGUCAAUGGUAUUCUCAAAUUAUCAACCUCGUUGAACAAGAAACUACCGUUGAACUUCCAGCAGAUCGUCAAGUUCAGCAAUUAUAUUCUCUCGCGGCGUUCCGUGCAGACUUCGAAGGGCGUCACGAACUUGCUGUCUGCUUUAACUACUCUGGCCGUUGAAAGUCCCGAGAAGCCCGUUUGCAUAACCCUGGCUGAUGGGGGAAACAGUGUUUCUAAUCAGCAACCAUUGGUCACAGUCAAGGUUUGCGAUAUCCUCGGUCAGGCACUGCCAACUGUGCCUAAGGUUGUCGCCAACUCCGCCACGAAAGUGGGAUACGAUGUAGUUGUCUUGAAUAAGGAGAAUUUGCAGCAGCUCCCAACUGACAAAACUCUGUUCACGAUGAAUCUUAUGAAUGUCAAGCCUGACCGCGGUUUCUACAAGAUAUCGAUAACUGCAGCGUCCGUAACAAAUACGAUUACCGUGAAGGUCUUGUCUGAAACGAUACUGGAUUAUCUGGAAAUCGGUACUGGCGAUGCCGACCAAACUACUCAGCCGAAACUCACGAGGAUAAACACAGUAUCCCCUUCAGGCAAACUCGAGCACAAGGUAGAAGCUGAUUCUCAGCAGAAACUAGUCAUGCGAUUUUUACUGCGAGACUCCGCCAAUAAGAAACCGAUGCGCGUGCAUCAAGCCUUUGUGCGUCUCACGUCUGUUGCCGAGUCUAGCAAUAACAAGCAGCGCGGUCAUGAAAUUUUCUUCGUUGCCGAGCCUGACGCUAAUCACGUCUAUAAAUUUGAUAUGCCAGUGGGAACAGCAGCUGUGAAUUUCGGUCAUCAGAGCGGUGAUUAUGACGUCGAACUGAUCAUUGGCGACGCGGUGAUCAGCAAUCCAUUCCGCUUCAACAUCGGCACGGUGACUUUGAAGUUCCCCGAGGUGACCGCGAUGGAAGGUACCGACAAAAAUACCUCUUAUAAGCAGAAGCCAAACGUGUACACCACCAAGCCGGAGAUCAAGCAUAUGUUCCGUGAACCCGAACGUAGACCGCCUGCCUUUGUGUCCAACCUCUUCACGGGGCUGUGUUUGUCACCGGUCUUGCUGUUGCUGAUCUUAUGGGCACGACUAGGUGUCAACAUUUCAAAUUUCCCGCUGUCUCUCAGCGCAAUUGCAUUCCAUCUCGGAUUAGGAGGUAUUUUCGUACUGUUCGGUAUCUUCUGGCUGAAGCUCAACAUGUUCGUCACGCUGCGAUACCUCAUCGGUCUGGGCGUCGUUACAUUCCUCGCCGGCAAUAAGAUGCUGUCUCACAUAGCGCACAGGCAUACGUCGCAACGUUGAGCCACGCUUGGACAUACUACGAAGACUCUGAAUAUCGUGUCGCGUGAUCGCGAUUGACAGUGCAGGAGAGAGAGUGCGUAAUACAUUGACUAAAAGACUGCCGUUAGUUUCAAGUGGCCGAUAUGUAGUAAAAACAAAAGUAAUCGUCGGGCUCUUUUCUCUUUUUCACUUGCCACAGAUGUACAUAGAGCACGAGAUAUCGUAUAUUUUGUUUAUUGCAUUUCUCUACUGUUCUUUAUCGUUCAACGGCGCGAGAAGACGCGUGGAGACUCCUGUUUUUGUUUUAUUUUCGCGUCAACGAUUAUAUAGACUUCUGAUGAUCACUAAAUUCUAAUCUUAGCCCGCAAAUUCGGAUUUCUGCUCUGCAAAGCACGACUAUAGCGAUAGUUGUUCAAAGAGAACUAUCUCUAUAACCUUUACCUAUGUCGUUAUAUUUUUAAGUAAUAAUAUCACACACACACACACAGAGCAAAGAGUAAAACAGCGAAUGUUAAGUUUUGCGUUUACAUUCGGAACAAAUGAGUUAUAUAAAAUUUUAUACGUAUCAUGUAUAUGCUGAAGGCUGCCACUGUAAUUGCAGUGUCCUGCUUGGUGAAGUGGGGUCGUUAAGCCUGCAGCUGCAUUAAAGAAAACGUGAUAGAAUAUGUUCGUCUCAAAGAUGGGGGUAACAUUAAAUUAUUUUAUAUUUUA